This is a messenger RNA of Suillus bovinus, 3189 nucleotides long. Its product is annotated as Saccharopine dehydrogenase-domain-containing protein. Lineage: Eukaryota; Fungi; Basidiomycota; Agaricomycetes; Boletales; Suillaceae. The transcript is spliced from 14 exons. Bases 86 to 3055 code for a protein of 989 amino acids. Gene Ontology annotation, cellular component: cytoplasm. The record is from RefSeq and is a predicted model, not a curated record. Gene Ontology annotation, molecular function: saccharopine dehydrogenase activity.
GGUCGAUUCGUUUCCUUAUCUCGCUGGUUGUCCUUCAGACUCCAUCUUCCUCACUGAACAGUGUCCCAUCUCACUCUUUAACACCAUGGCAAUCGCGAGCCUCCGACGCUCGCCUCAGUAUCUGCUCAGACCACUUGCCAAACGCGCUUAUUCUCUGCCAGCUCGCAGGACACCGUCGCCUGAACAUGCAAAAGUCACAGUGGGCAUCCGACGAGAGGAUCCAUCAAGGAUAUGGGAGCGUCGCUGCCCCGUUACGCCUGAUGAAGUCGCCCAACUCGUUCAGCACCUCGAUGUAAACGUUCUCAUUCAAGAUUGCGACCGUCGAGUGUUCCCCGUUGAUCAAUUUAUCAAGGCUGGUGCUAAAUUACACCCGACACUGGAACCUGCGCAUAUUGUGGUAGGAAUCAAGGAGACACCACUCAAUGAGCUGGUUACAUCUCCUGUUUCUGCGCCGGGUUUGCCCCCAGGUCCUUCUGUACCCCGCACCCACCUAAUGUUUUCUCACACCACGAAGGGUCAACCCUACAACAUGGAGUUACUGUCCCGUUUCCUUGGUUCACAUGAGAACCCGUCGUUGCCACGGUUGAUUGAUUAUGAACUCCUCGUAGGUGAGGACGGCAAACGAACGGUUGGCUUUGGGUGGUUCGCAGGAGUUGCUGGCGUCCUUGAGUCUUUGUCUGCACUUGCUCAUGCGCAUCUCGAACUUGGAGUUGCUUCUCCUUUCCUUUACACGCCUCGUCCACACACGCAUCCAUCGAUUCCAUCGCUCCGCUCUGCACUCCGAAGCAUUGGCCAGAACAUUGUAGACAAUGGGACGCCAAAGGCAUUAGGACCGUUCGUCAUAGGGCUCACAGGGAGCGGGAACGUGACACAAGGAUGUCUAUCCAUUCUAGAAGAGCUCCCGAUCGUGAAUGUGGCCGUGAAGGACUUGGCUGGACUCGUCAGCAAUCCAGAUACUGACCUUCAUAAGAUAUACCUCGUACACGCACUCCCUAAAGACUACCUCACUCGUUCCGAUGGUGGUCAAUAUUCCCGUGAUGAUUACUACAAGAAUCCGGCCAUGUACCACUCGGACUUCGAUACCAAGGUUGCACCAUACCUCACGCUGUUCCUGAAUGGUGUUGGUUGGCUCCCGUCUUUCCCGCGACUUAUGACGAAUGAACAACUAGCCACUGCUCUCACCCGUGCAGCCGAAGUAGGGCGAGCACGUUUUGGAACAAUUGGCGAUAUCAGUUGUGAUGUUGAGGGAGGUCUCGAGUUCCUACCUCGUGCAUCGACUCUCUCGGAUCCCUUCUUUAAGCACCGACCAUCCUCUCUACCUUCUCAUCUUCCGAGCGUGACUAUCAUGUCUGUCGAUAUCCUUCCCUCAAGUCUUCCUCUCGAUGCUUCUCAGCAUUUUUGUGGGGUUUUAAUGCCAUAUUUACGCGCUCUGAUUGACGAAUACCGUGGCCGACCUGGCUCUGGCGAGCAUCUCGAGGCCCUGAACGUUGCUACAGUUGCUCGGAAUGGCGAGCUGCAAGGCAAGCAUCGUGGGCUGGCGGCGCCUGUUGAGAGGUGGCAAGCGAACCAAACCGCAGAGAUAGCGAGCAAAGCAGGAGUGGCUGGGACAUCGCUGAGGAAGAAGCGCGUGCUCAUGCUUGGCUCUGGAAUGGUUGCAGGCCCUACUGUGCAAGAGAUCUGCAAGAGGUCGGACGUGGAGAUUAUUGUUGCCGGCAACGUGCGCUCAGAAACAGAGGAUUUGACACGCAAAUACUCAAACGCGAAAGCGGCAUAUUUGGACGUGCAGGAUGUUGCAGAGAUGGCAAGGUUGAUUCAAGAUGCUGAUGUUGUUAUUAGCUUGCUUCCAGUGCCUUUUCAUCCUGCCGUCGCAGAGCUGUGCAUCCAACACCGGAAGCACCUUGUGACAGCGUCAUACAUCUCGCCUGCCAUGCGUGCCUUGCAUGAACGAGCCCAAUCAGCAGAUGUGCUUUUGUUAAAUGAGAUUGGUCUCGACCCAGGGAUCGAUCACUGCUCUGCAUUAUCACUGCUUGCGCAACUUCAAAAAGAUAAGAAGCGCGUGAUUUCGUUCACGUCAUUCUGUGGUGGCUUGCCCGCCCCUGAUUGUGCGGAUGUGCCCCUUGGGUACAAGUUCAGCUGGAGUCCAAGAGGUGUACUCAAUGCUGCGCUCAAUGGGGCAAGAUUCAAGCUCGAUGGGAAGAAUAUGGAGAUAUCUGGAGAAAAUCUUCUCCAGGAAUAUUUCCCUGAUAUCCCAAUUUCGCAUGUCCUGAAGCUUGAAGGCCUGGCGAAUCGAGAUAGCCUCCCGUACGCGGAGACGUACGGGCUUGGUAAGCUUGAGAAUUUACAGACUGUUCUUCGUGGAACUCUCAGAUACCCUGGGUUUGCUGAUUUGAUGCACGCCUUCAAAGUCAUAGGAUUACUUAACCCAGAAACCUCCAUUCAGCUACGUGAUUGGCGUGACCUCGCACGAAUGUCCCUGGAGAAAAUGAUUGGAGAGCAGAUCGGAAAUGAUCGCCGCUCGUUCUUGUCGGCCCUUUCCACCGUCACGACCGUCGAACGUGCGGAAAGUGCACUCAAUGCUCUGGACUGGUUGGGCCUUACGCCUGAGAAUGUCACAUCCAAUAUUCCCUUAGCAACACCACUCAAACCGCAAGCACCGAUCGAACUUUUCACCUCUGUCCUUGCCCAUAAGCUCAGAUACAACCCCGGGGAACGCGACAUGGUCGUGCUGUCGCACGAAAUUGUCGCUCAGCCGUCGCUCCCAUCUUUAGAUUCGGUCACGGAAGUCCACACGUCGCGUUUGGUGGCGUAUGGCAACUCUGAGGCAUCUGCGAUGGCGCGGUGUGUUGGGCUGCCUGUCGCUUUCGCUGCGCUUGAGGUUCUGUUUGGUGGCGUUCAGAUGCGCGGUGUGCAUGGCCCUACGGAUAAGGAUCUGUAUGGGGCUGUACUUGAUGGAUUGCAGGAAGCUGGGCUUGAGAUGAAGGAGUCUGUCAGCAAAGGCCCAGGAAUGGAGAAGGUGUUGGCAGAAGGAUUGAGGGCGCGCAGGGUAGCUGCUUGAACACUCCAAGACUCUCGAAGGAUACUAAUACCACUAUACCAAUUCGUAUAAUUGAUACAUAGUACCACCAUCAACUUGAAUGUAAGACUUACCCACUGUCGACAACGCCUCAUAACAGCGCGAAGAAACUUAAC